AAACGAUUUCACACAGACGCGAGAUGCGAAAUACCCUAUCUGUGGUGUUAGAGUGAGACGCAACAAGCAACAUUCAUUUUCAACAGAUUUCCAACGUGGAGACAGAAAAUGUGUUACUUUAGUAUAUUGGUGAUAGUAUUUGACAGUUUCGAGUGAACUCACUGUGAACUGAUGAAAAUGGAGUGGCGAGGUGUUUUAGAUUUCAGACUACUUCUCUUAUAUACGUGUGGAAUAAUUGAAGUUCAAAGUAUGUCGGAGGUUUGGGUGGAGCUUCGAGGUCCUCGUUUCGUGGUGCACCACAAUAGUGCCACGUUGCGCUGCGACCACAAUGUUGACCCAGAAGCCUUAUACAAGGUGGUGUUCUACAAACACGGGCAGAGAAUCAUGAAGUUUGUCCGAGGCCGAGACCCGCCCUAUGAACUUUAUAACGUCACCGGAGCGGACAUAAAUCUCAGACACUUACAACCUACUUCGAUUACCUUGGAAAGAAUGGACUUCGCUGCUUCCGGUCCUUACGCUUGCGAAAUAGCCCUGGAAACUCCUUUAUAUUCUAAAAUAUCAAAAUUCCACGAGGUGAACGUCAUUGUACGCCAAAAGUACCGUCCAAAAAUUAAGAUAAAACAUAAAAAGUUACCAGCAAGUGAGCAUUUAAAAGCAACAUGCCAGAGUGGUCCUGCGUACCCCGCCCCGCAUCUUACUUGGUUCAUUAAUAACAAUAAGGUUGACGAAAGGCUGACGGUUCCACACGGGACCAUGAAAGUUCAUCGUCACCACCAUGGCAUGCCGCUCUCCGCCACCGUCUCUGAGCUCAAUUUCCCCCUGGACACGAUGGAUCUGUAUCCAAACCAGACAGUUGAGAUCACCUGCCUUAGCACGAUACCAAGUUACGCUAGCGAAUUUGAAGGCUUCGCUGAUGUACAGAACAGCACUGUGUCGGCCAACGUAAUCCGGCACGAGCCCGCGCCGACCCAGCUACCCGUGAAAAUUAUUAGCCCAGAAAUGAAUGUAUCACAUCGAUGUACUCACAAUAUCAUCAUUAUUCUAACGUCGUUGAUGUGCCAUUUUAGAUUUUAUUAA
Molecule: messenger RNA, 1077 nt
Organism: Amyelois transitella
Lineage: Eukaryota; Metazoa; Arthropoda; Insecta; Lepidoptera; Pyralidae
Exons: 8
Coding region: 172-1077 (301 amino acids)
Source: RefSeq, a predicted model, not a curated record